Molecule: messenger RNA, 2745 nt
Organism: Rhizophagus irregularis DAOM 181602=DAOM 197198
Lineage: Eukaryota; Fungi; Glomeromycota; Glomeromycetes; Glomerales; Glomeraceae
Source: RefSeq, a predicted model, not a curated record
AACAAUCAUCGAUUUUUACACUAUUGUUUAUAUCAAUUCGGAAUGAUUUCUGGUUCUUAAACCUUCCAAGAAGGUUGAUCAAUCUGAUUAUCAUCAAAUUUUCAGAUCAAUUCGUCUAAUAUGGGUGAUGAAUGAGGGACGAAGACUCUUUCCCCUUUCCAUUUUUUCACAUAGAAAUCCGCAGUUAAAUACUGUUUUUACAUUUUACACCCUUUUUACGUCUUUGAACGUUGAGAAGAAAGAAGACCACUGGGUGGCUUCUUAUGGAAAGGUUCUUCUCUUUAUUACCCGACCUCUGAAAGAAGUUUUUACUAUAUUUUUAUCUUACUUUUUAAACACAUAUUAAAAAUAUGGUUUUUACUUUUCAAAAACCUAUUCCCUUGGGAAAAUUUUCUUUCGACGUCUCAUUUCACAAAUUUCACGUGACUAAACCCAAUCGGGCUGGAUGUAACAAGAUUUACGAAAUCAGAAGAUCAAAAAGUUUCUUUUUUGAGUUAGCCGAUCCCUCAGCAAACACCAAUGAUAUUCAUCUUAAAAUACACACAAAUGAUUAUCACAUGAAAUCAACCCCUAUUAGCUACUCUUCCACCUGUAGCUUUCCUAAUCUGAGGUUUCAGAUUAGUAAGAUGUUACAACAUUUUUUUUCUCAUCAAAAAGUUAUCCCACGCUCCAUCCAAAAGAAAUACUUUAAUCUUAUCCGUUCCAAAUUGCUUAAUAGAUAUUUUCUUGUCAAUUCACGUGCUGAUAAAGUCACACUUAGAAAUUCACAAACAAAAACUUUCUUUAAUUUUUCAUAUAAACGUUACCGUUUUUACUUCGGUAUAUUUACACCGUGCAAUUUUUCCACCACCUACAAUUUUGAACCUAAACACACACAGAUAUGUCGUGUCCCCUCUCCUUACAUUAUGUCUCAUAAUAGACGCGCUUGCGUUUCUCAUCAAAAAAAUUUAGACAUUUUUCAUAACAUCAAGAAACCGACCCUGUUAUCGGAUGAUAACAUAAAUAACAAGCAGUUUCAUGCAACUCUUAUCCAUAAACGAUGGCAACAUCGUACCAAUAAGCACGUUCAUUCAACCCGUCUAGGAAUUUCGUAUGAUGUUUCAUACCUAGCUAAUGAUCAACAUUCCGUUCCUAUACACAUAGAACGUCGUAUGUAUCAAAAACGAUUUAAUAACUUCCGUUCACAUCACUCCGACAGUAGUAAAAGGAGCAAAAAACAAAAAUCCCGUUUUCAACGGGCUUGUAGAUCUGUUUUCUACAAUCGUGGUCACAAGAAAAAGAAAUUACUUCGCAAUGGUUUGGUAACUCUUGACGAAAAACUACACCGUGCUCGACAACACCGUUUCCUCUUUUUACCUUCACAACAUAUUAAUAAACCUGUACAACAUUUAAGAUAUUAUAAAGGGCUGAUGCUCCGACUUGCGGAAGAUUAUAAUUUUCCUAUACCUCCUGAACGAUCCAGGCGACCUGUAGGCGCUGUACGCGCAAUAACUGUUUUACGCAUGACCCAAGAUCGACUCUCUCGACAACGUUCAAGGGAUAUUUUACUUAGUACUUCACAUACUCACUCACCUGCCACCACACCACAACCCAUUCUCCUCAAAGAAGAGGAGACGUGGCAUGAGAAGUUGGGCAUUUGGAUUCCUAACGACCUUCUCCCUUAUGUAACUGAUGAACCUGUUUAUAUUUCUAAGAGACAGGCAAAAAUCAAAGGUCAACAUUUUUCACCAGGAUGUGGAUUCUGGUUCGAUGGUAUUAGAAAACGCAAAGAAGCUCAUGAAUUAGCUGUACGACAACAAAAAGAACAUGAAGCAUGGGAAGUUAAACGCCGUGCCCAGGAAGAAGAACUUUCCGCUAGAGCUAAACUCUGGGGUACUUCCUCCAAUCGUAUAGAAUAUCGUGAAGAUAUGUGUAAAGAUCUCACUAAAUUUCAAGAUCAUUUUCAUAAGAAAAUCACACCUUUAGCCGACCGCCGUUCGGUUUUACAUAACAGACUUACACAAGGCAAAAACGUUUACAAAACUAAUAAACAAUUGCUCCAACUAGAGCAAGAAUUAGGUCGUUUUAAUAUUGACUACUUUUCCGUUAUUGACGACAACUCACCCCAAUACCGUUACAAAGGACACACCUCGGACGACACAAAACAACUAGAGCUAAGACCACACAAGCGUCCCCCUAUCUUACCUGCGUAUACAGAUAGGCAUAACAUUGAGAUCAAAAAAUUGAGACUGGAUAUAAUGUCUCCUGAAGACUCUAAAGUCUUCGCUUUACCUUAACCCCGUUCGAUUACAACUUUCAGCUUAUUUACUUUAUUCUUAGUGGCUUGCUGAUAGUUAUAUACUUACAUUUUUUAGCCACACAUUCAUUUUAGACUAGUAAUUUUUUUUUUUACAUCUUUUUUUUUUGGGUAACCCCACGUACUAAUUUUUAUACCAUAGUACAACAAUAAGAAUAGUGUGAAACAUUCCACCUAUGACAGUAUUUACAGGUGGUGGUCUUAACCGACCAAAAGAAAAAUACGGAUCAUUUCUUUUUUAGUUCUGAUUGUGCUAAAGCCUUUUCUUUGGUCCAUUGGGUUGUGAUGUCGUGUUAGGGACUCCUCCGGGUUCGUUAAAGGUACCAGAGUGGCGCUGUCCUCGGGCGGUUUGAUUAUAGCUUAGUAUUAGAUAGCGUUCGACUUUUGUUUUAUCUUUUGUUCUUGUCUAUCUUUCUGUAAUCUUGUUCACGUGGUUUUUAAAAAUAAAA